Molecule: messenger RNA, 1234 nt
Organism: Carica papaya (papaya)
Lineage: Eukaryota; Viridiplantae; Streptophyta; Magnoliopsida; Brassicales; Caricaceae
Product: transcription factor TCP10-like
Cellular component (GO): nucleus
Molecular function (GO): DNA-binding transcription factor activity; sequence-specific DNA binding
Source: RefSeq, a predicted model, not a curated record
ACUUAUUUCCCUUUUCGGUUUACAGAAAAUAAAAGAACACCAUAACUUUCUUCUGCAGAUUUGUCUGGUAUCUUGGUGUUCCCAGUGGAAUCUGCAGAGCAGAAGCUCAUCGGGAUCAACAGCCGCAGCCGCAGACAUAUAAACUUUCAUGGGGAUUAGCAAGAAACAGAAUUAUGCGCAGUAGAGAAAGAAAAUGGGAAUGAAGAGCAAUGGAGGAGAUAAUAUUUUAAACUUUAAUGGAGGUAAUAUUCUUCGUUCCACUGCUAAAAAAGAUCGCCAUAGCAAGAUCCUCACUUCCAAAGGUCCUAAAGAUCGUAGGGUAAGAUUAUCAGCUCACACCGCCAUUCAAUUCUACGAUGUUCAAGACCGACUUGGCUAUGACCGACCCAGUAAAGCUGUUGAUUGGCUUAUCAACAAGGCUAAAUCCGCCAUUGAUAAACUCAACCAGUUACCCCCUCAAGAAAACCAUUCUGAAUCGCCUGGAUACAAUCCUGCCUCAACCAUCAAUUUUCAAAGCUACCCACAAGAUAUAAUCAUCUCAACAAACCCUAACCGGACCCAAGAUCUUGGUCUAUCUCUUCAAUCCUUUCAAAACUCUCCCCUAAAUACAAGCCAUAUCUCUUCAACUGAUCAGACCCAGUUUUUAAAUUCAGCUCCGGUGGGGUUCGUUUCAAAUUUCCAGAGAUCAAUGGUGGGAUGGAGCAGUACCUCGCCAUUGCCAGCUUCGCAGCGAGAAAUAUUCGGCCAAGGUCUAACCAGUUUCCCGCAAUCUGGUGAUGAUAUGCCAAUUGGGUCCGCCAUUGUUGGGACUAGAUAUGUCUCAGACGGGUUGCCAGCCUUUCAUUUUCCAUUUUUAAUUCAUGGGGAGGAGGAAAGUGGUGGUGUUUCAGAUACACCAUCUUCUUCCCCUCCUGAUUCAAACCAUUAACGGGGCUACUGUUUCGUCUUCUCAUCAGGUACUUUCUCCAUUUUUACUGAAACUAAUGAUUUGAACCUCACUUUCUAUGAAGUAAAAAUGCGUACUUUCUUCAAGGAUUCUAGCCAGAUGAUCAUCCAGAAGAUGAAAUGCAGAGGAAAGAUUAUAAUUUAAUCAUGUAAUCAUCUUUUUCGUUAUAUCUAUACAUAUAUAUAUAUAUGUAUACUCAGUUUGAUAUCUCUGUAUUAAGUUGAGCUCUGCAAUUCAACUUUUGUUUGUUUAUUGACUAAUUAUUUCUGUUGUUAGACUUGGAUUUCC